Molecule: messenger RNA, 1245 nt
Organism: Thermochaetoides thermophila DSM 1495
Lineage: Eukaryota; Fungi; Ascomycota; Sordariomycetes; Sordariales; Chaetomiaceae
Exons: 4
Coding region: 1-1245 (414 amino acids)
Biological process (GO): DNA synthesis involved in UV-damage excision repair; DNA replication; nucleotide-excision repair, DNA gap filling
Cellular component (GO): delta DNA polymerase complex; nucleus
Molecular function (GO): DNA-directed DNA polymerase activity
Source: RefSeq, a predicted model, not a curated record
AUGCUCUUUGAAUUUCACAGGAGCCAGAACGCGAAGUGCCCCAACACUGUGCAUGCCACCUACCUGGUGUACGGGAGAAAGAAGGCCGAUGCCGAACAGCCAUCAGCCCUAAAGAAUGGUGAUGGUGACAUUGAAAUGACUAGCUCCCCACCGGAAGCCGAAUCUAUUUCUGAAGCUGUCCCUGCGUACAGCCUCUCCUUGAUUCCUGAGGACCGUCUUAGUGAUGCCCUCGCGGACUAUGACGAGGUUUUUUCUAUUCAUGUGUAUAGCAUUGGUCCCCAUCCAAAUAAGGACGUGGCAUUACUUGCUGAUGCAGCUAAUGCAACACUUAACUUGGAGAGUAAAGGAGAUGUUACCCAGCUCAGAGCCAUCAUCAACCCCCGAGCACGCCGCAGAGAACAGCAAGGCGCUGGGCUUAGAGCUGCUGCCGCUGCCGCGACUGUGAAGUCGCAGGCGAAAUCGAUCUUUCCCAAGCCACCAACUGCCCCAAGCACUUCCCAAGUCAAAGAAGCGCCGAAGGCUAGCCAAACCGUUGAAGAGACGGCUGAGAAGGCAACUUUAUCAGCUCCAGCUAAGAAGGGCUCCUCGGCCCCCAAGAGCGCUGCAAGCUCCGGUGGUAUCAUGCAGGCGUUUUCCAAGGCGGCAGCGGUAUCGAAAGCGAAGAAACAGACACCCGCAUUGAGGUCUGCUACACCAGCUAGUGUGGAGGAAUCGAUCCCGCAGCCGCUGUCUGACGAUGGAGAGGAUGAUGAGGACAUGCCCCAGCCGAAGCCAAGCCGAUCCUCCGCAAUGAAAACAAAGAAGCAAAGAGAGGAAGAACUGCGGCGGAUGAUGGAAUCGGAUGAUGAGGAAGAGAAGAAGAAGAAGAAGGAGGAGGAGGAGGAGGAGGAGGAGGAGGAGGAGGAGUCUGAACAUGAGCAACUUCCUGCAGAGGAAGAACCCAUGGCGGAGGAACCAAAAGCCCCAGAGCCAGUCAAAGAGGAACCAGCUGAGAUCAUUACUGCAACUACCAAUGGCCGGCGACGUGGUAAGAGGAAGGUUUUGCGGAAGAAGCAGAUAAUGGAUGAGCAGGGCUAUCUAGUUACGGUGACGGAACCUGCCUGGGAAUCUUUCUCAGAGGAUGAACCGCCUCCGCCCUCGAAGCCCAAGGCGACGAGCUUGGCGCCCGCUACACAGGCGACCAAGCCAAAGAAAGGAGGAAAAGGGGGGCAGGGAAGCAUUAUGUCUUGGUUUGCCAAAAAAUGA